AUGGAGGGUGGGCUCAAGAGAAAAGAUACAACAAAAGGGCCGCCUUUGCGCAUCUUAUCGCUCGAUGGCGGAGGCGUCCGUGGUUAUUCCAUGUUUCUCAUCAUCCAAGAGUUGAUGCACCGCACCUUUGUCGAAAUAGAAGGCAGAGCACCGCGCCGCUCCGAGAUCCCUAAACCAUGCGACCACUUCGACCUUAUCGUCGGCACCGGGACCGGCGGCCUGAUUGCGAUUAUGCUGGGAAGGUUACGACUCGAUCUCGAGACAUGCAAGGAACUCUAUGUGCGCCUUACCCGCAAGGUCUUUGAGACAGACAAGACCAUUGCCGGCAUUCCCUACCGAUCAACCGUGUUCAAGGCAACGAAGCUGGAGGAAGCUAUUCAGGACUGUGUGAGGGAACAUACUAUCAACGAGAGGGAAGGAAACGAUGGCGCUGUUCAAGAUACUUUCAGUCCUUUGAGUGCCGUCUCCCGCUCAAGCGCGGCCUCUUCAUAUCCUAGAAGACACUCCAGCAAUGCCAGUGUCGUUAGCUUCAGUGCAAGGAGUCCCAGCGCACAGUCAAUAAGGCCCACUUUCAAUUCCCGCUGGGGCAAUCCCCAUGCUCGUCUCUACGACGAGAGGGAGAACCGUACGAAAACGCAAGUAUCUCAAGGAGUCCUGGAUUAG
Sordaria macrospora k-hell is the source of this 663-nucleotide messenger RNA. RefSeq lists its product as uncharacterized. Lineage: Eukaryota; Fungi; Ascomycota; Sordariomycetes; Sordariales; Sordariaceae. The record is from RefSeq and is a predicted model, not a curated record. Gene Ontology annotation, biological process: arachidonate metabolic process. Gene Ontology annotation, cellular component: membrane.